Messenger RNA from Leishmania mexicana MHOM/GT/2001/U1103, 2934 nucleotides. RefSeq names its product mitogen activated kinase-like protein. Gene Ontology annotation, biological process: protein phosphorylation. NCBI's taxonomy places the organism in Eukaryota, Euglenozoa, Kinetoplastea, Trypanosomatida, Trypanosomatidae. Gene Ontology annotation, molecular function: ATP binding; protein kinase activity. The record is from RefSeq and is a predicted model, not a curated record. The transcript has a single exon. The coding region runs from base 1 to 2934 and encodes 977 amino acids.
AUGAGCUGCGCCUCAGCGAGAACACCCAUCGAAAAAUAUGAUAUACACGAUGCUUUCCUGGCCCUGAGUGUCCUGAGGAAGCUACCAGAGUACACGAGGGAGCUGGAAGAGAGCUCUUCAGAGAUGUUGUACCGAAUCAUUUAUAGAUCGAUUUACGCCGCCCGAUGGUACUACCGCCGCUACUCCCGGUAUAGGGAAUUCGUUCAUUUACUCAGCACAUAUACGGAGUGUAUUGCUGUGAAAUCAUUCAACCCUGCACACCGAGUCGCGGAACUACUUGCAGCGCACACUUCACAACUUCAUACUCCGCAGCUAUGGCAGCGGCUGCCGCUUCCCCUUGUCGCUUCUCUUCUUCUUGCCGUGAUUUUCUGCAUUGCGACGGUGAUACUUAUCAGUAUUGGAGAAGAUUGCUGUCGAAAAGGGGAUGUUGCUGCGCUGAUACUGAGCUGUGUGAGUGUCGUGUGCCUAUGUGCCCUGUUUCCACUCAUUUAUGCAUCCCUAAAGUGGCGCGGAUACAGAGGACCGGAGCGGUUUGUGGACUGGAUGGUGCGAAUGGCCUGUGACAACGCUCAAAACCAAAAUUCUUACUACAACCCACUGUCGGACCGAAUUGAACUCACCGAGCAAGCGAUAGUCGAGGACACAGAUGCGUUCCUUGUUGAAACCGACACUGCCCAUCGUAACCGAAGUGCUAUCGCGAUGCUCUUAACAGAGGCCACCGAAGACGAGGGGAGUGUUGUCUUGCGGAGCAGAGGCCUUCCUCCUGCUAUGAUCGGACUGAACCCCAUCUAUAGACAUAUGAUAAUUAUCAUGACGGACUUUGAUGGGAAGGUCGUAAUGUGGAGCGAUGGCGCGGCUACUUGCUUCGGCUUCAGUGCGCGAGACGUCGAGGGGAACAAUAUAAAUUCUCUUCUCUAUGGCGAACGAUCGGUGGAGCUCUACGCAACAAUGACUGAAGCUGCAGUGAAAAACUUGGACCUCUCAGAAAAGGUCCUCACCAUGGCACAUAUGAGUUUGGGCACACUCUCUAUCAGCGCAACAGUGGUUGUCAGCCGAGAGGCCAAAUCGAAUCGGUCCGUGGGGUUCACUCUCAUCGGGUCUGUACGCUCCGAUGAGCUGUCGCAGACGCAGACGGUGCUGCACUCUUUUUUUGUGACAGAACUGUCGCAGCUGUCUGUCAAGGACAGCCAAUUUCGACAAAUUGUGGACUGCUUGCGGUGGAAAAACCUGCGCGACCUCUCCGCGCUGGCGAGGGACUGGAGAAGCGCGCACAUUCGGCAGCUGCUGUCCGAGGUCAUCAAAGGGAGGCAGCGCUACGUGAGCGUCGAGGUCGAUCCAAAGGUAACCGAAUUGCCGCCUAUUCUCUGCGACACGGCGGGCGUUACUGCUGUGCUGAAUCGCACUUUUGAGCUGUUCUGCGAAAAAAUCAGCGUUCGCGUUGAGCAGAAACGCACGACCAGUGCGGUGUACCAGCUCAUUGUAGUUUACCGUCAUGACAUGUCUGGGCUCAACCGAAAUACCUUGAUGGGCAUCACCCGAUCUGCAAAUGACCUUGGUGGCAUUGUAGUCGACUCCCCCGGCACACUAAAGCUGUUGCUGCCCUUCAUGGUGAAGGAUGAGGUAAUUCAAGCCUUGAAGCCUCAAGGCGCCGCUGCACAAAAGCCAAUCGGACACGACCCCCUCAUUGUGCUGCUCUUGGAGAAGAACGCUGUGCACCGUCACAACAUAUCUGCCUCCAUCUGGAGCUGCGGCCAUUCUCUGCGGCUGAUUGAGAACGUUCGAAAGGCUUUGCAAGCCAUCGAAGGAUCGACCGACCUCGGUUGCGCUAUUGUCGACGUCGACGUGAAAGGCUUUGACCGCGUGAUCGAGGCACUGCUGGCGAAGCACAUCUACAUAAUCGAAACCUCUGAGGCGCUAGACGGCGGUGCAAAACGCGGUGAUGCCCUUCUGAAGAAGCCGAUUUCGAAUGAGGCGCUCCAUAAGGAGUUAGAGAGGGCCACCUACAAGUGCGAGGAGGCGAAGCGUGCCGGUGUGGAGCUGCUGAAGCGGCGAGAGGUGUUCGGAAAGGUGCGCAACAGUCCAUGGACACAGGGCCGUCUGCUCGGGCGUGGUGGGUGCGCUGCCGUAUACGAGGCGACUUCCACCCUGACGGGCGGAAAAAUGGCUGUCAAGAUAAUCCGCGUUUCUGGCAACUUUGAAGAGCGCAUCGACGAGUUUAUGAAUGAGAUUGGGAUUCUGUGUCAGUUGACACAUCCGAACAUCAUUCAUUACUUUUACUGCGAGCGAACCGAGACAACCCUCAACCUCUUCAUGGCGAUGGCUGACCAGGGUACGGUGGCCGACCUUAUCAAGCGCUGCCCACAACUGCCCGAGAACCACGUCGCCACCAUCAUGAAGCAACUUCUGCAAGCGGUCAACUACUUGCACGAGUGUGGCAUUAUCCACCGCGACAUUAAACCAGGCAACAUGCUCAUUUCGCAAGGGCAGCUGAAGCUGUCUGACUUUGGCACAGCCACCACGAACGUUCGAGAGGGCACGGUUGGCACCAUCAGCUACAUGGCCCCAGAGGUCGUUGACGGGAAGCCGAGCGGUAAGGAAAGCGAUAUCUGGUCGAUCGGCUGCGUCGUCUGCGAGUGUUUGCAGAUCAAGCGUUCUGGUGAUGGCUUGCUUGGCUAUGGCGCACCAGAAGAGUACCCAAGUGAUGUAUCCGCUCAGGCGAUCGACUUCAUCAAGGCCUGCAUGCAGAGAAAUCCGUCAGAGCGCGCAACAACUGGCACGCUGCUGCUGCACGACUUCAUUGUACAUCUCGACCAAGAGGUGUCACAGCUGGCUGAGGUACUAGCCGAGACGUCGCCAAACGACGAGGGGGCAAAGCCACCUAAAGCCCGCAGCAGUUUCAGUGACUCCACCGUCAUCAGCUGGUCCUUCGACUAG